This is a messenger RNA of Grammomys surdaster, 1255 nucleotides long. RefSeq names its product cyclin-dependent kinase 2-associated protein 1-like. The coding region runs from base 336 to 599 and encodes 87 amino acids. Gene Ontology annotation, cellular component: cytoplasm; nucleus. Lineage: Eukaryota; Metazoa; Chordata; Mammalia; Rodentia; Muridae. The transcript has a single exon. The record is from RefSeq and is a predicted model, not a curated record.
GUGAACUGUUAGUGGCAUUGCUCAUGCGCUUUGGAGUCAUUAAAUGACGUUAUUUGAACAUAAGCACUGCCAUUCCACACACUCAACUUGAUAAUCAAGGCUAAGUGACAGAUGGACAGAGAAUGGGAAACACCAGGAGAAGGAAUGUGCUCUAUCUUAGGAGGCAAGAUUUCAUCAUCCGAUCUAGAAAUGCACAAAAUUUAAAACUGAGCAACUGCUGAGAUAGAGCCAGACGUGGGCAUCUGGAAUGAUUUCCGUGAAUUAAAAAAAACCAAACCAAACCACCCCAAUCGCCACCAUUUUCUCCAGGAGGUGUCCACUCACCGUCUACUAGCAUGGCGACUUCCUCUCAGUAUCGCCAGCUGCUGAGUGACUAUGGACCUCCAUCGCUAGGCUACACCCAGGGAACUAGAAAUAGCCAAGUGCCUCAGAGUAAAUAUGCAGAGCUGCUGGCCAUUAUUGAAGAGCUGGGGAAAGAGAUCAGACCCACAUAUGCAGGGAGCAAGAGCGCCAUGGAGAGACUAAAACGAGGCAUCAUUCAUGCCCGAAGCCUGGUUCGGGAGUGCUUGGCUGAAACAGAACGUAAUGCCAGGUCCUAGCCCCUGGCCAGUCUGAAGGCCCAUCUCGCUACUCCGUGGAGAUGAGAGGCUUUGUUCAAAAUGGCAGUAAUUUUUCUACCACAGUCAUUAAGCUCUGAACCCACACUCAAAUGAUUGGGAAGACAUUUUGCAGUAACCAACGGUGUGCAUUUUAAGUAGUUAGGAAUGACCCAGCUCUUUUUUCUUUCUGAGCAUUUGAAAGAUGUUUGUGAAGCCACUUCACAGCAAGCUAUCCUUUGUCCCCAAAUGCCAGUGUCCCCUUUAACCUCCCUUUGAAUACACUUUCCAUUUGCAUCACCCCAGUUGACUUCCUUUCCAUGAGCUCACCUGCCUCUGAGGAGUUGAGUGCAGACCACAGCACGUUUGCUUAGUAGCUGGCCCGCCUGUGUACAGUGUAGACCCUGCUUCAUGGAGCUUCUCUGCUUAAGCGUUUGCAUGACUGAGUGCUUUGAAGUCAAUCUUUAAAAUGCACAGGUUAUAAAUACAGAAGAAAGAACAAUCUACCCAACCUACCAAGCACCCUGCAAAUGUCCAUCCUGAGAUUGUAGAUCUCAGUUCCGUGUUUACUGUGAGCCCAUCACAACAUCUGGAAGAAAACGACUGAAACUGUUGCAUCUUUGUAUUUAUUACUUGAUGUAAUAAAGCUUAUUUUCAUU